Molecule: messenger RNA, 843 nt
Organism: Trypanosoma rangeli
Lineage: Eukaryota; Euglenozoa; Kinetoplastea; Trypanosomatida; Trypanosomatidae
Product: flagellar associated protein
Exons: 1
Coding region: 1-843 (280 amino acids)
Source: RefSeq, a predicted model, not a curated record
AUGGCUCACUCAUUAACGUGGAAACUACUCGGUCCUGAGGAAACACACAAGUGUCUCGCAGCGCCAGAUGUUCCCUCAAUUCGCUCGGUACUAAAGGAAAUUGAUGAGGCUGGUGACGGACAGCUCAUCGGUGCGGCACACUACAACGAGGGGCAAAUUAUGAUUCUUCUUGACAUGCUCGCCCACCUUAUUCUUUUCUGUAAGUCACAUUGCAUGUCACCAGAGAAGGUCAGCACUCUCGUGGGAGUUGUUAUUAAACUUCAUAAGGACAGCAUGUCAGGUGGUUACACACGGGCUCAGUCGUAUCAUAAGAUGCAAGAUAUUAUGAUACAACACAGCGUUCCGCGUCCACCAUUUUCUUGCGCCAUCUUUACCGUACGGGACGCGCAGGAGAUUGAUGAAUACAUGCUGCAGUCAUAUUACCGUCACUAUAAGAUGUACGUUUAUGCAUUUGUGCCGCGACAGGUGGCGAGUGUCCGCUGCCUAGAUGUGAGUCACAUACAUGAAAUACCGCCAGUUGGCCUGCCAUCGCUAGUCACUGCCAUUGACGAAAGUGAGUGGCGGGACAAAGUGGAGGAGCAGCGGCGCAUUGCGGAGGCGCAGACAAUAGAGGAAGAGGAAACUGUAUCAGAUGCAUACGAGCAAGAGAGGAUGCGACUGCGGUUACUGAACGAUCCCCAUUAUAGUGACGGCAUCCGGGAGCAACUCGAGAGCAUCAAGAAGGAGGUGACAUCCAAGGCUGCUGACCGCCUGGAUGAGAUUGAGGUGAGGCUGCUGGAGAUUGAGAAGAAAGUGAUGGAAUUUACUGCUUCAGAUUCCAAAGAGGGAAAACGUAAGAAAUGA